AUGGUGGAUAAAGAAUUGAAACGAAAGCAGCGAAAACUUGGAGAAAAACUACUACGGAAGAAAUCAACAAGCAAAACUUGGAGGGAAUACAAGCAAGCAACAGCCGAAAAGAGGGAGCAGGCCCUGCUCAAUGAGAAUUUGGAGUUGAAGAAGCUCAAAGAGUCUGCCACUAAUGAUAAAAAACAGAAUGGAAAAGAUUCUAAUUACUCUAUAUCCAUAGCAAUACCCGGCUCUUUUCUCAACAAUGGACAGAGUGCUGAACUUAGGACUUACAUGGCAGGACAGAUUGCACGAGCAGCUACGCUAUUCUGUGUGGAUUAUGUGAUAGUUUACGAUGAAACC
This is a messenger RNA of Strongylus vulgaris, 342 nucleotides long. The record is from the annotation of a GenBank genome assembly. NCBI's taxonomy places the organism in Eukaryota, Metazoa, Nematoda, Chromadorea, Rhabditida, Strongylidae.